Messenger RNA from Nannospalax galili (Upper Galilee mountains blind mole rat), 4027 nucleotides. RefSeq names its product melanoma cell adhesion molecule (gene Mcam). The record is from RefSeq and is a predicted model, not a curated record. Lineage: Eukaryota; Metazoa; Chordata; Mammalia; Rodentia; Spalacidae. Gene Ontology annotation, cellular component: plasma membrane. Bases 34 to 1971 code for a protein of 645 amino acids. The transcript has 16 exons. Gene Ontology annotation, biological process: angiogenesis.
CCUCACUUGGCUCUAGCCCUCCGGCCGGGAAGCAUGAGACUGCCCAGGCUCGUCUGCGCUUUGCUGGCUGCCUGCUGCUGCUGUCCCCACGCCACGGGUGUGCCCCAAAACACAGAGGUGCCUGCAGUGGAGCUGGUGGAAGCAGAAGUAGGCAACACAGCCCUUCUGAAGUGUGGCCCCUCAGACUCCCCGGGGAACUUCAGCCAUGUGGACUGGUUUUUUUUCCACAAAGAGAGGGAGGUACUCAUAUUCCGAGUGCGCCACGGCCAGGGCCAGAGUGAACCUGGGGAGUACCAGCACCGCCUCAGCCUCCAGGGACCAGAGGCAACUCUAGCCUUGAGUCAAGUCACCCCUCAUGAUGAGCACAUCUUCGUGUGUAAGAGCAAGAGACCCCGGCUCCAGGACUACCAUAUGGAGCUCAGAGUCUACAAAGCUCCAGAAGAGCCAACCAUUCAGGCCAAUGCUGUGGGCAUCCAUGUGGACAGGCAGGAGCUUAGGGAGGUUGCUACCUGUGUGGGGAGAAACGGGUACCCCAUUCCUCAAGUCAUCUGGUACAAGAAUGGCCGGCCCUUGCGAGAGGAGGAGAACCGUGUUCAUAUUCAGUCAAAGCAGAUUGUGGAGUCCAGCGGUUUGUACACCUUGCAGAGUGUUCUCAAUGCGCAAUUAGUUAAGGAAGACAAAGAUGCCCAGUUUUACUGUGAACUCAAUUACCGGCUACCCAGUGGGAACCACAUGAAGGAAUCUAAGGAAGUCACUGUCCCUGUAUUCUACCCUGCAGAAAAAGUAUGGCUGGAAAUCGAGCCAGUGGGCUUGCUGAAGGAAGGGGAUCAUGUGGAAAUCAAGUGUUUGACUGAUGGUAACCCCCAACCCGACUUCACCAUCUGGAAGCAGAAUGCCAGUACUAGGGAGAUGGAGGAGAAGACAACCAAUGAAAACGGCAUCCUGUCCUUGCAGCCUGCCCAGAAACAGCACAGUGGGCUCUACCAGUGUCAGAGCCUGGACUUAGAAACCAUGAUCACACUAUCAAGUGACCCCCAGGAGCUGGUGGUGAACUAUGUGUCUGAUGUUCGAGUGAAUCCAACAGCCCCUGAGGGCCAGGAAGGUGGCAGCCUCACACUGACCUGUGAAGCAGAGAGUAACCAGGACCUUGAGUUCCAGUGGCUGAGAGACAAGACAGGCCAGCUGCUGGGAAAGGGAUCCAUCCUCCACCUAAACAACUUGAAACGGGAAGGAGGGGGAGGCUAUCUCUGUAUGGCAUCUGCCCCCAGGGUUCCCGGCUUGAACCGCACACAGCUGGUCAAUGUGGGCAUUGUAGGGCCCCCAUGGAUGGCAAUAAAGGAGAAGAAGAUGUGGGUGCAAGAGAACACAGCUGUGAAUCUGUCGUGUGAGGCUUCAGGACAUCCUCGGCCCACCAUCUCCUGGAAUAUCAAUGGCUCGGCAACUGAACGGAACCUAGAUCUACAGACCAUACUGAGCACCUUGAAUGUCCUUGUGACCCCAGAGCUGUUGCAGACAGGUGCAGAAUGCACAGCCUCCAGUCCCCUGGGCAGAAAUACUACCAUCAUCAUCCUGGAGCUGGUCACCUUAACCACCCUCACACCUGACUCCAACCAAACCACUGCCCUCAGCACCUCCACGGUCAGUCCUCACGCCAGAGCCAACAGCACCUCUACCGAAAAAAAGCUGCCAGAGCCAGAGAGCAAGGGUGUGGUCAUCGUGGCUGUGAUUGUGUGUAUCCUGGUCCUGGCUGUACUGGGUGCUGCCCUGUAUUUCUUCUACAAGAAGGGCAAGCUGCCAUGUGGGCGCUCAGGCAAACAGGAGAUCACGAUGCCCCAGUCUCGUAAGAGUGAAUUUGUAGUUGAAGUUAAGUCAGAUAAGCUCCCAGAAGAGAUGGGCCUCCUACAGGGCAGCAACGGUGACAAGAGGGCUCCAGGAGAUCAGGGAGAGAAAUACAUCGAUCUGAGGCAUUAGCGGAAUCAUACUCAGCUCCUCCCCUGCCUGGAAUGUCUCCAGCUCCUUGCUCACUCUUCAUCCCAAACCAAAGCCCUCAGAUGGACAGCAGAGAAGAUCCCUGCUCCAGCUCACCUACAGACCUGUUCCAGAGGGCCAAGAGCUGAAACCAGAGUCAUCUGGUGAAUCUCACCUGGCCCUGGAGGCCCUGUGUCAGGGACCAGUCCUCUGUGUCUUUAUAGUGAUGCUUAUCCCAAGAAGGGGUGUUUCUCAAGAGUGGGGAGUUAUUUGCCAAAUGGAUUUUCUCUUUACACAUCCAGUGGCUAUAAUAAUCUGUCUCCUACCAGCAGCUAAGUGGGCUCACCCUCUGAGCUGUCCUCCUGCAGGCUGCCUUCAGUAACCUGGUUGUACCACUGAUGUGAAGAUGUACAGGACCUGGGCAUGUGGUUAUGUGUACUAUUCACACUGGCUCCAAAGACAACCCUGUAGUCCAGAGGCAGCUGCAGCGCUGCUCUUGUACCUUCCUGCCAACCACCCCUUCAGUCUCUUGGGACAUUUUUCCUUUGAGCAGAAGUUGGGAAUUGGUAGUAUUUCUUCAGACACAUCACUGUAGUAAGGAAGCUGGGCACUCUUGAGUGAAGGCUACUAAGCCUGAGCUCCCUGCAUUCCCUUCCCUCCUGGGGCCCUCAGUGGAUCAUGGGAUAGGAGACAGGACAAAGAGGUCAUCUACUAUUCAUGGGGAUUAGGUUAUAGCUAUAUUAGUACCAUAUUUCUACACUGUGAGCUUAUGGGUCCAGAUCCUAAGAGAGCUCAAAUGGGAGAGUGGUACUUAGGGAUAAAAACCGGCCUGGGCUGGGCACCGGGUGCAGGGUUCAGGCCUUUAAUUGCAGCACAUGGGAGACAGAGGCAGGUGGAUGUCUGUGAAUUCCAGGUCAGCUAGAGAUACAUAGCGAGACCCUGUCUCCAAAAACAAAAAUACCCUGGCCUGCCUAGAACUUUUAGGAUGUUGUGUAUGGAUCUGUGAUUGUGUGUGUGUGUGUGUGUGUGUGUGUGUACACAUACACAUAUAUAUAUAUAUGUGGUUUUGUUUGUAAAUAUGCAAAUUAUUUCCUUUUAUAUAUGUGUGUUAGAAAAAUAAAGCUUAAUUGUCCCAAAGGUCUUAUGCCAAGUCUCCAUUCACCAGACCUGGAGCCUCUGGAACUGUCUCCCAAGAACCCACAGGUUUCUAGAGAGGAUAGUCCCUUAACAGCUAGAGCUUGCAGGGCUGGGCAUGCUGCUAAAAUGCUGACCAAUGGCUGUGUCCCCUUCCUGUGUAUCCCUGUCACUUGGCACUGCUCCAAGGCAGUGACAGCAGGACACACUGCUUUCAGACCUGCAGCUGCCCUGUGUAUUGAUCCCAAGCCCCAAUGAGCCAGAACUCAAGUGUGCUACAACAAAAGAAAUUUUAUUUAAAAAUAUUUUUUUACAGACACGGGUGCUUGAAAAAAGCUCUUUAGUUAAUUGUAUGGAAAUGAAAAAAUUAAUAAAUAACAUUAGUAUAACAGACCUCUAAACAUUAAUACAUUGGCAAAACAAGAUGGACUUAAAAUGAAAAUGAAUCUUAAAGCUCUGCUAUUCUCUGCAAGAAUAUUUACCUUCUGUUUUUUCUUACUCUUUACAUGUGAGAAUGAUUAAAUACUGCUAAUAUAAACUUUUUAUAUUAAUGACACAUUUUUAAAAUAGUCCACGAAAAUCUCAUCUAAGUGUCUGUUUUCUUAACACUGAUAUACAAAUUGGGACUCUUUAUUCUGGGGAAAACAUCAAAUUCUCCCUAGCCCCACCCAGGCCAAGAAUUUUAAAAUCUUUUUCUAUCUCCCAACUCUUGUUGGCUAUGGGGGUGGGGGGUGAGGGUGGGUGAGAAAACUUGUUGUUGAGACCCUUGAUGAUGUGAAUGAUAAACAUCAGGUCUGUUCCAUGGCCCUUCCCUGGGGACAUGAGACCCUGUAGAGGGCACCGGCCACUUAAUGCUUUAAGUAUGAAGCCUUCAAAUAAAAGGAAAGUCAAGUCUGAGGAGAGGCAGGAGGUUGAGGCUGGCUCA